Molecule: messenger RNA, 813 nt
Organism: Blumeria graminis f. sp. triticale
Lineage: Eukaryota; Fungi; Ascomycota; Leotiomycetes; Helotiales; Erysiphaceae
Source: the annotation of a GenBank genome assembly
GGACUAGACGUGCUCAGCGGACAUACCAUUGACAGACCAGCGACAUCAUUUUGCCAGAGCAUUUUCAGAUUAACAUUGGCUUCUCUCAGCUCACACUCCGCAUCGAGAGAUAAGUUCAAUAUGUCGCAAUCCCACGCACUGACGGAUGACCAGGUUGGACAGGAGCUCAAGAAGAUGACUGCCUUCAUCAAGCAGGAAGCCCUCGAAAAAGGUCGCGAGAUCGAGAUCAAGGCCGAUGAAGAAUUCGCCAUUGAGAAAUCCAAACUAGUGCGUCAAGAAAUCCAAGCCAUUGACACGAAUUACGAAAAGAAAUUCAAGACAGCUCAGAUGUCUCAGCGGAUCACUCGCUCCACCGUUGCCAAUAAAGCGCGGUUGAAGGUGUUAUCUGCGAGACAGGAGCUGCUUGACGGUAUCUUUGAAACCACUGCCAGAAGGCUCGGCGAAAUAGCCGAAGAUCAGUCCAGGUACAAGGGUGUGUUGAAGAAUCUCAUGUUACAAGGCAUGUAUGCGCUCAAUGAGAAUAAGGUAAAGGUGAGAGCUCGAGAGACUGACUACGACCUGGUGAGGAGUGCUGCCGAGGCGGCCGCGGCGGAGUACAAGGAAAAGCUUGGCAAAUAUGUUGACGUGAGCAUCGAUACUGCGAAGCCUCUACCUGAGGAAGGGGCUGGCGGUAUUUCAAUUACUGGCAGUGGCGGGAAGAUUGAGAUCAACAACACCUUUGAAGAGCGGCUUCGUCUCCUUCGAGACAGUGCAUUACCAUCAAUUCGCCAAACCCUAUUCGGCAAGAACGAAAAUAGAAAAUUUUAUGAUUGA